Molecule: messenger RNA, 2453 nt
Organism: Helianthus annuus (common sunflower)
Lineage: Eukaryota; Viridiplantae; Streptophyta; Magnoliopsida; Asterales; Asteraceae
Product: long chain acyl-CoA synthetase 1
Exons: 20
Coding region: 213-2198 (661 amino acids)
Biological process (GO): fatty acid metabolic process; wax biosynthetic process; cutin biosynthetic process
Cellular component (GO): endoplasmic reticulum; membrane
Molecular function (GO): long-chain fatty acid-CoA ligase activity
Source: RefSeq, a predicted model, not a curated record
CAACCUAAUAUGUGUGUAACUCUUUAUAUAUUACAACUACAAACCUUUUAUACAUAUAGUAUCUUUUCUUUCUUCAUUCAAGUUUGAUCCUACAAUCAUCCAAAUUCACGGAUUCGCCAUUGUCUUUCCGGCCUUUUUCGGCAUAUUCCGUGGGUCUUUGAUCAAACUUCUUGUAGGGUUUAAACUUUAAAGAGCUUGUACGGAAGUGGGACAUGGAUAAACAGUUUGCAGUAAAAGUAGAAAAUGGACAAAAGGGUGUCAAUGGAGAGCCUUCUGUUGGUCCUAUUUACCGCAAUCUUCUUGCAAAAGAUGGGUUCCCACCACUUGAUUCUGACCUAAAAACCACCUGGGAUGUCUUUAGGAAUUCAGUUGAAAAGUAUCCAGACAACAAGAUGCUGGGAUGGAGAGAGUUUGUUGAUGGAAAAUGGGGCCCAUAUUUGUGGAAGAGUUACAAGACUGUGUAUGAGGAGGUUUUGAAUGCUGCUGCAGCCUUGAGGGCUUCAGGAAUUGGACCUGGCUGUAAAGUGGGAAUCUAUGGAGCAAACUGUCCUCAAUGGAUUGUGGCAAUGGAGGCCUGCAAUGCCCAGAGUUACAUUUCUGUGCCUCUAUAUGAUACCCUUGGACCAGGAGCGGUCAACUUUAUAUUGGACCAUGCCGAAGUUGAUGUUGUUUUUGUCCAAGAUAAAAAAGUUAAAGAACUACUGAAUCCGGAUUGUAUACAUACCCAACGGUUAAAGCUGAUUGUUUGCUUUACUUCAAUGAAAGAAGACGAAAAGAAAAAAGCGGAUUCCAUGGGGAUAAAAUCGUAUGCGUGGAACGAGUUCCUUCAUAUGGGCAGUAAACAUCCAUCAGAGCUACACACACCUGAACCAUCUGCAAUAUGUACAAUUAUGUACACUAGUGGCACUAGCGGAGAUCCAAAAGGUGUUAUAAUAACUCAUGAAAAUGCUACUAUAAACAUACGAGGAGUCGAUCUUUUCAUGGAGCAAUUCGAAGACAAGAUGACCGUGGAUGAUGUUUAUUUAUCUUUCUUGCCUCUUGCACACAUUCUCGACCGCAUGAUUGAAGAAUAUUUUAUCCGUAAGGGUGCUUCCGUUGGCUUCUAUCACGGGGAUAUAAAUGCAUUGAGAGAUGAUAUGAUGGAGUUGAAGCCAACAUUUUUGGCUGGAGUUCCUAGAGUUUUGGAAAGAAUUCAUGAAGGUGUACUUAAAGGGCUAGAAGAAGUUAAUCCAAGGAGGAGGAAAAUAUUUCACCUUCUAUACAACUACAAACUUAGAUGGAUGAAAGCCGGUUACAAGCAGAAAUAUGCAUCACCACUUGCAGAUCUUCUUGCUUUCCGGAAGGUUAAGAACAGGCUGGGUGGCCGUAUUCGUCUUAUUGUAUCCGGAGGAGCUCCGUUGAGUAGUGAAGUUGAAGAAUUCUUGAGAGUUACAUCAUGUGCUUUUGUGUUGCAAGGAUACGGGAUGACAGAAACAUGUGGCUUGGCAACUCUAGGGUUCCCGGAUGAAAUGUGCAUGCUUGGAACCGUUGGAUCGCCAUUUGUAUAUACAGAUUUUCGUCUAGUAGAAGUCCCGGAAAUGGGUUAUGACCCGUUAUCCGAUCCACCACGUGGUGAAAUAUGUGUUAAGGGAAAAACAUCUUUUUCGGGUUACUACAAGAAUCCGGAACUCACCAAUGAAGUUAUCAAAGAUGGGUGGUUUCAUACAGGUGAUAUUGGUGAGAUGCAACCAAACGGGGUAGUGAAAAUCAUCGAUAGAAAGAAACAUUUGAUAAAACUAUCUCAAGGGGAGUAUAUUGCACUUGAAUAUCUCGAGAAAGUUUAUGGCAUCACCCCGAUCAUUGAAGAUAUUUGGGUGUAUGGGGAUAGCUUCAAGUCAUCGUUGGUUGCGGUAGUUGUGCCGAGUAAAGAGCACAGCGAAAAGUGGGCCCAUCAAAAUGGGCUCAAAGUUUCGUACUCUGAGUUGUGUAAUCAUACACAACUCAGAGAAUAUAUUCUCUCGGAGCUUAAAUCUACCGCGGAAAGAAAUAAGCUAAGAGGUUUCGAGCAUAUAAAGGGCGUAAUUGUGGAGCCGGAGACAUUUGAAGGCGAAAAGGAUUUACUAACUGCAACUAUGAAGAAACGAAGAGAUAAGCUUUUGAACCGUUACAAGGCGGGAAUCGACAACGUUUACAAGAAUUUGAUUGUGACCAAACGCUGAGACUUUUAUUCGAGACACAGGAUCGUGUUUUGUAAUUUGUGUGCCAUCCUUUGUACUCUUGUGAGUAGGGUUUAUUUUUUGCUUAUUUUUUCAAGUGUGUGAGGCUCUCAGUUAAGUGAUAUGUAAGUAAGUUGUUGCAGUCGAAACUGAAUAAACCGAACCGUUAUGGCUCAUUUGGGUACGCUGGUUCCUCGUAACUAAACCGUGCAUAAUCUCUUUCUAUGAAUAUAUAGAGAUAAUAGUCAGAUCGUGCCA